Drosophila persimilis is the source of this 435-nucleotide messenger RNA. It is a transcript of the gene Sgs5bis, whose product is annotated as salivary glue protein Sgs-5. Lineage: Eukaryota; Metazoa; Arthropoda; Insecta; Diptera; Drosophilidae. The transcript has 3 exons. The record is from RefSeq and is a predicted model, not a curated record. Bases 1 to 435 code for a protein of 144 amino acids.
AUGCUUAAGUCGAUAUUUCUGGUUGCAGCCCUCCUGGUCGUGGUACAGGCCACCAUUCUGUUGCCCAAGCCCCAGCCGGUGGAGCCCUGCAGCACAUGCAAUCUCUACCUAAGAGGCUACACCUGGGCCCUCGAGGACUGCACCUGCCGUGUCUUCCAGAACGCUUGCCUCCUGGGCGAGGAGAAUGCUCGCAGAAAGAAGGCCGGAAAAACCCCUCUUGUCAUUGUUUCGGAGAAGGUAUGCCGAAGUUUUAUUCCGAAGAAGUGCCUUAUUGGAUUACCAGUGGUGGCCAAGUUCCCGAAACCAGCCCCAUGCGGCUGCAAUGGCAAGCCUGGCAACCUCGUCAACCAACAGUUCAAGAAUCUCUGUGCGCUGAAAAAAUACUCCUCUGAAAAUUCAAAGCCCUACAUCAGCUACACAAUUGGAAUCUGCUAG